UUAACUGCAUUAAUCUUCCAGCGAGGAGGUACAUUUGGCUCCACUGGUGGUAGACUCUGUUAUCGGCCUUAUCAACCACUUAGUUUGGCUGAUAUAGCAACGGCCAUUUGAGCAACAAACAUUGCCACUUAGUGCUCCUUUCCUUCUUUUCCAGUGCGAAUAAAGGCAGGGCGGGAUGAAGGCACAUCAGUUUUUCUUUCUGGCAUUAUUAUUUCUCACAGGCUUCCCAGCAGUAAACAGCAUAAGUCCAAAUGAAACGAAGACGAAAAAAGCCAAACUCCCAAAAAUCAAAAAGGAGAACGACGUCCUCCUGCUGAAAAAGAACAACUUUGACCAAGCACUGAAGGAAACGAAGUACCUGCUGGUGGAGUUCUAUGUUUCUUUAUCUCAGAAUUUGUCCAAAGAAUUUGCUGAGGCUGCCCGACAGCUUGAAAAAGAAGCUCCAAGAAUCCAAUUUGGCAAAAUUGAUGUCACAGACCAACAUGAUUUGAGAAAAGAAUUUAAUAUCCAGCAGUUUCCUACUGUGAAGUUUUUUGUGGAUGGCAGCAGGAAAGACCCCAUUGACUGCAAAGGAGUCAGAGAGGCCUCCGCUUUUAUUACAUGGGUGAAGAGAAGAACAGGACCUAGCACGGUGUUAAUUAACUCUACUGCUCAGGCUGAAGCCAUGAUAAAUGCUGAAGAUUUGGCAGUGAUUGGUUUUUUUAAGGAACUUCACAACGACAGCGUGGACGUUUUCUGUGAGACAGCAAGAGACGUGCCGGAGAUGCCUUUUGGGAUGACCACCAGCGAGGAGGUCUGUGCUAACUACGGCAUCCAAAAGAGCACUCUUGUGGUGUUCAAGAAGGGAAAGCCUGUGCAUAAUGAAGUGCUUGAAGACGGCAGCCAAAACAAACUGGAUCUAACAGGAUUAAUCAAAACCUUUACCUUGGAUUUGGUCACUGAAUAUAAUCUUGAGACAUCUGUGAAGAUUUUUGAUGUCCCUGUUGAAAGCCACAUCCUGCUGUUCACCCCAAAGAGCUCGCAGACAUUCAACGCGACUUAUGAAAAUUACAAGUCUGCUGCUGCGGAAUUUAGAGGAAAGAUAAUGUUUGUCUUGGUGGAUACUAAUGAAACAAGGAAUGGACGAGUUUUUGAGUAUUUUCGCAUCACUCAAGCUGAUGUUCCUGCAGUGAGAAUCCUAAAUUUGACAAGAGAUGCAAAGUACAAAAUGCCGGCAGAUGAGGUGACUGUGGAGAACUUAAGACAUUUUUGUCAGAGCUACUUAGACGGAAAAGCAAAGCUACAUCUCUCCAGUGAGGAAAUUCCAGAAGACUGGGACAAGAUGCCUGUCAAAGUGCUUGUCGGGAAGAAUUUCAACAGGAUUGUCUUCAACGAGACCAUGACUGUGUUUGUAAUGUUUUAUGCCCCUUGGUCCUAUGACUGCACAGAACUCCUGCCAAUCUGGGAUAAACUGGGAGAGGAAUACGAAAGUCGCAAAGACAUAACCAUUGCUAAGAUAGAUGUCACGGCAAAUGACAUCCUGUCAAUCGUGUUGGAUCGCUAUCCAUUCUUCAGGCUGUUUCCAGCGGGGCCCGAUUACCAGGUGGUGGCUUAUGCUGGGGAACACACCUUGAAGGCAUUUUCUGAAUUCUUAGAAGAACAAAGCAAGACAAAAGCAGAAACAAGAGAGAAGGACAGAGCAAGUUUGCGAUAAAACUGCAGUACAGUACUAAGUGAAACUUCAGUUUGACUUGCAAGUGGCAAUAGGAACAGAUGGGAUCCCAGAUACCAGGGUGCUGGUUUUGAAGAGAUCAACCUACGUUUGCUAUCAGCAGCAACUCCCACUCCCACUGGAACGACCACAGUUAACAGUAGGUAUUUCUCAGCAUUCUUGCUAAGGGGGACUUAUUUUAAAAAUAUCACACAGAAACAAUGACUUGUUGAUACAAGCUCUGAAGUGUGCCAAAACUGUAUCUAUUCUGCAAAAUGCAAGAAGUCAGUAAAUUCUCUUUUGGAUAUCAAAUUCAAGUUUUCUGGGACACUGCCAGUGGGGCCUUGCAUAAAAUAACCCUGACCACUACUGGAUUUUGGAAAUACCACUGGCAUUCAUUUAACAAACAGAAGCCCUCAUCUGAUAUCAUAGGAGAUUAGAUUAGACAGAGAAUGAGAUGGAAAUCCCAAAGAGAGGGAAGUGUCAGCAUGCUUUCCCUUUGCUGCUUGCAACAUUAUGAAAUUUGAAUGGCAAGCAGUGCUGCUAAUAUAUUUUGAACAACUAUUUAACACACAAGCUAUAAUCAUUUAAUUAGUUUCCCCCCAGAAAAAUGGAAAAAGACGUCUACAGCAUCACUCUGUAUCUGGCAGAUGGGUUUACCAUCCAAGAUAAUGAAAUAAAAAUUAAUUUUCACUGCUCCUACUCACCAUAUACGAGACUCAAUGCUCAAACAGCUAUCUAUCCUAUUAGAAGGUGCAAGAUUACAUAUUAAUGAAAACAUGGGCCAUCUUGACAAAUGAUGCUCUCAUUUCUAUUCCAGCCACUCUCACAUGUGCAAGACAGGAGGCCGAGUGCAGACUCACAUGCCAUGCCCUGACACAGGUUCUGGUCACACGCGAGAGAGAAAUCUACUUUAAAGAAUCUGGCAAAAGUCUCCUUGUGAGGCAUGUCCUCCGGUGGUGGAAAGCCUGCCUCAUUCCUGGCUGGGCUGGAUUCUCCCAGCCCUAAGCUGCGUUGGGUUGGGUUCCUCCAACCCUCAACCAUGGCAAGAUGUACCCUCAGUCCCAGGCAACUAGUCUUGCACAUUGGCUCUUUUUCUGUCCGACUCAAAUCAGUUUCAUAAUAUUUACUGGAACCAAAGUGGAAAAGUGUUUUAACCAGAUUCAGGUAACCCACUAACCUGUUUUCCCCUACCAUGCCAACUUCUUUUAGUUUAAUAUACAAAGCUCAUAACACUCUAUAUAGCAGCUCCCCAACUGUCACCACCAGAAUUGAGCCCUAAAUACCUGAAACUGGACUGCUUACUCAAGCUUUGCUAAGUCAAACACUACUCCUUUUACGGGUGUCCCAGCCUAUGGAUUCCACCCUGUCCAAAACUGGAGUCUCUACACAAGGGCAAUUUUCCCUCCAAGUAUGUAAGUUUGUUGGAUGCUGUCACCUUGUUUAUAUGCACUGCCAGAUUCACCUCUGGGACCUUAACACUGAAGCAUACAAACCAGUAAGUACACGUAUGACAAUUAGAAAUUGCAGUUCACUGAUGUGGGAAUGCUUAUAUAUUAUUGUAAUAGUGAUGGCUCUGAAACUCUACUAAAGGAUCUCCAAGCAGAUUUGCUUAGGAAUUGGAAAUCAGACUUUUCAGGCAGGCUCCCAUUUGUUCUAGGAUAUAAGAACUCUCAGAGUUAAAAAAUACAAAGAUUUUAUAUGGUGUAAGUAACCAUAAAAAGUCCCUGAUUCUUUUAUUUUAGUCUAAACAUGAAGUGAACCUGUUUAACUCUAAUUUUAAAGAAUAUUUCAUUAUAACUGUGCUCAGACAUUCUCUGAAAUAUUUAAAUCUACAUAAAGAUCAAUGUUUAUUAACCAAAUUUGUUCCUGUAAAUGAAUACCUGUGAAUAACACCAAUAUCACUAGUUCUCAAUCAUAUGAAAAAUUUCCCAGGCACAUAAAUAAGCCCUAUCAAUCAAGAUGGACAGGACCUAAGUAAAAAGCUAGCAAUGCACACCAACGGUAGAACCAGUUUAAUCUUUAGUAUCAAGAUGGUUUAGUUAUCAACAUGGAGCAGUGGAAACAACAUUUCCAGCUAGGAUUCUUAUUUAUAAAAGUACUUACAAAUGUAAAGUGUGAAGCAUAUCAAAGAUUAAUACAAAAAAAGUGCUAUCACGAACUACCCACAAGAAAUGUUGACUUUUACUAGAUGGCAGCCCAUUCUGCCUUCAAACACAAGUUUCAAGCAUCUCGCAGAUAGCAAUUCAUCUCCUUAAGCUUUUUCCUAAGCAGAGAAUCCUGGGGAAGGAAAGUGGGGUUCAAAAUUGACAGUUAUUCCUAAAUGCUCAGAUGCACAAGGAACGAUCCAUCCUGAAGAGAAAUUCAAUAGUUCUUUUCGUCUUUACAACAGCUUCAUACUAGCUUAACUUUGCUGGAAUUACUCCCAAUUGACAUCAGUAUAACAACAGAAGCAGAGCUACCAUGCAUUAGAAGAGAUUCAUAUAAAUGCACAACCAAUGCGUUGACAGUUCAAAAAACCCUAAUGUCAGGAAGUGGCAAAAUUGGGAGAUUCCUGCUCAUUAUGCAUAUUGAAAUACACACUAUAUUUGUGAACCUUUGUGUUUUUCCCUCCCAGGUACUCAUGCUUCCUGAACAACACUGCUGGCAAACUGCAUUAUGGCUUUGCCUCUCCAUGCAGUCCCAAAACAAAGGCGAGAUGCUACUCCAGAAGAGGUUAGGAGAGUUUCCUCUUCUGCAACGCUUUGUCCUUUGUGUUACUAAAUCCUUCCUGGGCCUGUUUAUUCUUUGCUGCUUCAAGGACUGAAAAUAUGCUACAGAAAUAACAGAAUAUUUGUCCUUCUUACAGCUAAAUACUGUUUCCUUAUUUCAGAGAAAAAUAUAUUAAAGCAACAUACUUUCAGGUAUGUUUAGCACAAUUUUUCCUCAAAAGAUCCUGUAAUUAUACACAU
This is a messenger RNA of Dromaius novaehollandiae (emu), 4641 nucleotides long. It is a transcript of the gene PDILT, whose product is annotated as protein disulfide isomerase like, testis expressed. Lineage: Eukaryota; Metazoa; Chordata; Aves; Casuariiformes; Dromaiidae. Gene Ontology annotation, cellular component: endoplasmic reticulum. Gene Ontology annotation, molecular function: protein disulfide isomerase activity. Gene Ontology annotation, biological process: protein folding. The transcript has 11 exons. The record is from RefSeq and is a predicted model, not a curated record. Bases 176 to 1693 code for a protein of 505 amino acids.